This is a messenger RNA of Pistacia vera, 1172 nucleotides long. Its product is annotated as pre-mRNA cleavage factor Im 25 kDa subunit 2. The transcript is spliced from 7 exons. Gene Ontology annotation, cellular component: mRNA cleavage factor complex. The record is from RefSeq and is a predicted model, not a curated record. Lineage: Eukaryota; Viridiplantae; Streptophyta; Magnoliopsida; Sapindales; Anacardiaceae. Gene Ontology annotation, molecular function: mRNA binding. The coding region runs from base 68 to 670 and encodes 200 amino acids.
UGAUCAAGAAAGAGGAGUGGGGGUGGAGAGGUUGAUACAAAAUUUUCAGAGAGGGAGAAAGAGAAAGAUGGUGACGUCACCGGUCGUGAACACGUAUCCACUGUCGAGCUACACAUUUGGGACGAAGGAGCCGAAGAUGGAGAAGGACACCUCCGUCGCUGAUCGUCUAGCUCGCAUGAAAGUCAAUUAUAUGAAAGAAGGCAUGAGGACAAGUGUGGAAGCAAUUUUAUUGGUUCAGGAACAUAAUCAUCCCCACAUACUUCUUCUGCAGAUUGGAAACACAUUCUGCAAACUUCCUGGUGGGCGUCUGAAGCCAGGAGAGAAUGAAAUUGAGGGGUUGAAAAGGAAGCUGACCAGCAAGCUUGGUGCCAAUUCACCUGCUCUUGUGCCAGACUGGCAGAUUGGUGAAUGUGUUGCAAUCUGGUGGAGGCCAAACUUUGAAACCAUAAUGUAUCCAUAUUGCCCUCCCCACAUUACAAAACCCAAGGAGUGUAAGAAGCUUUUCCUUGUUCACUUGUCUGAGAGAGAGUACUUUGCAGUGCCCAAAAAUUUGAAACUUCUUGCUGUGCCAUUGUUUGAACUCUAUGAUAAUGUCCAGAGAUACGGGCCAGUGAUAUCAACCAUUCCUCAGCAGCUUUCUAGAUUCCAGUUCAAUAUGAUUACCACAUGACUUAAGCAUACGGAUUUCAAGAGCUCUCACCUGCAUGGUACUGUUUAGAUUCAAAGAGCUAUAAAUGCAUGAAUUCCAAGAGCUGAUAUUUAUACCUUAACAGUUCUUCAUGACAGACAUUUGAGUCAGUUAAAAGUGGAUUUCGUAAGUUAUGCAGAUGACAGAAGAUUAACAUUAUGACGAACUCUAUCAUCUAUAUUUGGUAACUUGGUACUAUUUUAUUUAUUAUGUUAUUGGAUUGAGCUUAGGUUCUUGGGUAAAUCUUGGUCUUUUUUCAAGUUUUUAGAGCCAUAUCAUGACUUACGUAGUCUAUGAAUUGUUUGAUAGUAUUAAUGGUAGAAUGUUGUUGAGGAAUUACACUGUUGUGGAUACGAUGGGCUGUGGUGGAGGCAUGGUCUGUUUGCAAAAUUUUCUCGGCAGUGCUGAUUAUGCCGCCAUUGUAACAUCACUGUAGCUUACAUGUUGCUGUUGUAACAUGACUGUACUAUUCAAUGGAGAAUGA